AUGGCGUCUAAGACAGUCAAGCUCCCAGCGGCCUUGCAGCCGGUUGAGGACCUGCUGCUCUGGCGGGACAUCCCCAAGAGCGCGGCGGCCCUCGGCGUUAUCACGGCGCUGUACCUGCUGCUCGAGUGGAGCGGCAUUCCCCUGCUGACCACCAUUUCCAACGCGGGCCUCGUCGCCAGCCUGGUCGCCCUCGUCUGGGCCGUCGCCUCGCGCCCCCUCGGCUUCCCCGGGCCUGCGGACAAGCUGCCCGCCGUGCUCAAGACGGGCGUGGACGAGGUAGCUGCCAAGCAGCUGGCUGAGAAGCUGCGCGUAAACCUCAACAAGGCCCUCGCCGUGGUGCGGCGCAUAGCGACGGGCGAGGAGCCGCUGCUAACGCUCAAGGCGGCCGCGGCGCUGUUUGUCAUCGGCUGGCUCGGCCGCCUGGCCAGCCCCGUGGGCCUCCUCUUCACCGCCGUGCUGUUGGCGUUCAUCCUGCCCAAGGUGUACGAGCUGCGCAAGGACGACGUCGACGCCGGGCUGGAGACGGCACGCAGCCACGCGGAGCGCCACCUCACCACGGCCAAGUCCAAGGUGGAGGAGGUGGUGUCGCGCUUCACGCCCAGGAAGGGCCCGCCCCCGGCGGCGGCCGACAAGACCGAGUGA
Molecule: messenger RNA, 642 nt
Organism: Monoraphidium neglectum
Lineage: Eukaryota; Viridiplantae; Chlorophyta; Chlorophyceae; Sphaeropleales; Selenastraceae
Exons: 7
Coding region: 1-642 (213 amino acids)
Source: RefSeq, a predicted model, not a curated record